AUGGUCGACAACGCAUCGUCGUCCGAACAGACGGUACGCGAUUGUGAAGCUUACAUAGCUAAACAUGAUAUCCAAAAUUUACUACGUGAUUGUAUUGUCCAAUUAUGUUUAAAAAAGCCAUCAAAUCCAAUACAAUUUCUUUCUAAUUAUUUCGAUAAACUUGAUAGUCAACCACCAUCAACAACAACAAAAAAAUCCAGUAUGCGUCAACAACAAACAGCAUCACCAAUUGAACAAACAAGUAAACAACAAUCAACAAAUGGUAGUGUUGCCGGUGAAAAUGAUGAUCUUGGAGAUUUAAAUGAUGGAAAUAGUGGUAAUUUAGGUAGUCAUCAUAAUCAAACAACAUCAAAUGCUAGUGUUAAAACACGUGAACGUCGUGGUGCAGUAUCAGCUGAACCAUAUAAAGAAGAAGAUGCAACAUCUUAUGUUAAAACUGUUAUACCAAAAGAUUAUGCAACAAUGCAAGCAUUAAGUAAAGCUAUACAAUCGAAUUUAUUAUUUUCACAUUUGGAUGAUAGUGAAAAAUCGGAUAUAUUCGAUGCAAUGCAACCAUUUAAUUAUAAACCAGACGAAACAAUAAUUCAACAAGGUGAAGAAGGAGAUUUCUUUUAUAUUAUUGAUCAAGGUGAAGUUGAAGUCUAUGUCAAUAAUAAAUGUGUUACAGCUAUAUCAGAUGGAGGAAGUUUUGGUGAAUUAGCACUUAUUUAUGGUACACCACGUGCAGCAACAAUUAAAGCUAAAACAGAUUGUAAACUAUGGGCUAUUGAUCGAAAAACCUAUCGACGUAUUUUAAUGGGUUCAACAAUUAAAAAACGUAAAAUGUAUGAAGAAUUUUUAUGUAAAGUUAAAAUACUUGAAGAACUUGAUCAAUGGGAACGUUUAACUGUUGCUGAUGCUCUUGAACCUGUACAAUUUAAUGAUGGUGAUAAUAUUGUUGUGCAAGGUGAAAAAGGCAAUGACUUCUUUAUCAUUGCUGAAGGUACUGCUAUUGUUUAUCAAAAACCAUCGGAAGAUGAACCAGCUGUUGAAGUAUCGAAAUUAGGUCCAUCUGAUUAUUUUGGUGAAAUAGCUUUAUUAUUUGAUCGACCACGUGCAGCUACAGUCAAAGCCAAAGGUCCAUUAAAAUGUGUUAAAAUGGAUCGUGGUCGAUUUGAACGUGUACUUGGACCUAUAUCGGAUAUUCUUAAACGAAAUGUUGCUCAAUACAAUUCGUUUAUUAAUUUAGCGGUUUAA
Adineta steineri is the source of this 1236-nucleotide messenger RNA. NCBI's taxonomy places the organism in Eukaryota, Metazoa, Rotifera, Eurotatoria, Adinetida, Adinetidae. The record is from the annotation of a GenBank genome assembly.